Molecule: messenger RNA, 7859 nt
Organism: Haplochromis burtoni (Burton's mouthbrooder)
Lineage: Eukaryota; Metazoa; Chordata; Actinopteri; Cichliformes; Cichlidae
Gene: wnt5b
Product: wingless-type MMTV integration site family, member 5b
Exons: 8
Coding region: 2479-3645 (388 amino acids)
Biological process (GO): neuron differentiation; cell fate commitment; canonical Wnt signaling pathway
Cellular component (GO): extracellular region
Molecular function (GO): cytokine activity; frizzled binding
Source: RefSeq, a predicted model, not a curated record
GACUGAGAAAAGAAAAGGGAAGCAAAUCAAACUAGGAGAGAGAGAGCAGGCAUAUAUUUUACCAGGAAGAACUAUUUCAGGGGGAAAAAAAUUACCUGCCUUGCACACAUGACUUGUUAACAUCAUGUUUUUUUGUGCAGUAAAAUCAUCUGUGUGCUCUGUACUAGAUUUUACAGGUCACAUGUGUGUUAUGACCUUGAUGUCUUAUAUAUUUUGAGUACUACAUUAAUUUUUAAUAAGCAUGUAAGGCUUUAACAAUGCCUCAUCUAGCCUUCGACACAUGUAAUGUGAUGCCUGUAAUGCAGAAAACAAGGUGGCUAAAUUUAAAAGCACGCCUUUUUCCUCACAAAUUAUGCCUCCGAGUCACAAUUUGUUACUACUUUUCAAAUCCUUGGAGAGGCUAAGGAAAAAGAUGUGCCCAGAAGGGCACCUUUCUGUUCAACUCUAGAGGUGAGCAGAAAGGAACCAACUGCCUCACCAGCAACUCAUUUUGAAUGCCGGGAGGCAUCUCAUCAACCCAUAUCAAUGCCUGUGUGGUCAGUUUACUUUCCCUCUGCAUAAAGGAGCGUUUGAUUACCAGGCUAAGCACAGGAUUGUAAUGAAAUGGUAGCAUUUGGAAGCUGCAGGAUUUCAUACAUACAGAGAUAACAUUUUUAGUGAAACAAAUCCAGGAGUGGAAAACAGGAUGUCCAGGAGUGGACAGGUUUGAAAAUUCAGCUGGAAAUUAGUGACGUGAAUGCACAUUGUUUCCACAUCUAAGCAGCAUUUUCAGACUUAAAUCAUACUGGCAUAAAUGUCACGUAGAGGAACCGCUGAUGCUCCUUUACAUGAAACGAGGCUGACUGUGCAUAGGUGAACCACAUAGGCAGACAAGCAGCUGGUGUAGUGUAAACAGCACCCAGUGCACAUCCACCAUGAACCCUGCUGCCAACAUCUGUGUCCAUUAUGGACUAUGUCAGCAACUUAAGCCAGCAUAGUGCAAACUGAGACUAAACAGAAUAACCAGGUUGUGUCUGCACCACAGGUGGGCCGCAAAAGACCAUAUUUAAGAGUUCUAAUGCCAUUUAACCAUUUCAUUAUUGGAAAAAUUACACAUUCACACGUAAACAGCACCUCGUCUGUUUUUCUGCCUCACUGUGGACACGACCUCCCAAUGUAUUUCAAUGGGAAGAAGGAUUUGUGUCUACAUUGUCUAUGUUUUUGAGGCUUCUCUAAGGGGGGCACAUUACAGCUUUGAAGAACGUGACACUGUAUCCAAAACCUCUGGUCUUAGUUCUGGUGCCUACACCUAACCGAACAGCAAGAAAAAGCACAACUCACAUGUAAAAGCCCUUCCAAAUAAAAUCCAAAACUCACUGGGUUUCAAACUGUAUUGUGAGUAAUAAUGUGUAAAAAAUCUUCACACGCAUGGAUACAAACUGGAGGAUAAAAGUUGGUGUCCAUGUAAGCAAGAAAGGGGGGGGGAGGAAAACAAAACAAUGGAUUCAAUUUUGUGACUGUUUCACAUAAUGCGGGAAUGUGUUGUGAGCAAAGACCUUGACAAGUCAGUAUAAACCUUUAUGAACACUUAACGUUCCACCGAGACAUUUGAAUGAUAGCCUAAUACAAUAAACAGGGACAUACAAUAAAGCAUUAUUUAAAAUGUAUGUGGGCAAGGGCUGAAAAGCUCGAGAAAGCAAAAUCAAGAUGCAAACUGCAGAGGAGAAUGUGAGGAAAGAAAGAAUGAGGGUGGAUAGACAGCAGUCUCUGUGAACCUGCAUAGACAAGCUCAGUCAAGCUGCUUUGGUGAGAGAGGGAGAGAAAGCAAGGGUGUUUUGACAGCUCGGAGCCAUCACAGCAGCAGAAGGCAGUCUAUGCGUGUGUGUGUGAUUGUGUAUGUGUGUGCGUUUUAGUCUCUGUGGGUGCAGGUGGUUGCGUAUCUGUGCACGUACUGUACUGGUGUGUCGGUGUAUGUGUAUGCGUACAUGCACACGAAAGACUAAAGGCAGAGACAGACAGUGACGUUUCUUCUGAUUCAGAGACAAAGAGGGGGAAAAGGAAAGUGUAGCACAGAGGCUGGAUGAAGGACAAAUACAUUUUUUUUUAAAAGAUCUGGGGCUGUGUCUGUGUGUGGUGUGUAUCAUAUUGAGUAUACAUAUUGAUAUGUGUCAGGAAGCCUUCAAGCAGACCAAACCCUCUCAUUAGAGGGUCGUUGAUGAGCAGACUCUUGCUUCACCAUUUUCUCACCUGUUUGACAUUAUUUCCUCUCCCUUCCAUCUCCGUAGACGCAGACAGAGCAAGCAUAAACUCUUUGUGAGCCUAGACCUACUUCACCUUCACACACCUCCACACAGUCACACUGGGAUCUGGCCUGAACAAAAAACACUCUUCAGCAGCUGCCACUAAACGACUCAGGAGCGGCUGGAGGUUGGGUGCUGACUACAGCAGACUGUCGGACAGAGGUGCUUUUUCUUCCGCUUCUCUGCCUCUUCCCUGACUAUGCCAGCUUUAAAACCACAGAGCACUUUCCCGGCGUUGAAGCGGCGGACCAUGGACAACAGGCCUGUCCGGACAAAACGAACCGGUGCCGUCCGACAUCUGCUGUUGGCUGCCGCCUUCCUUGUCUGCAGCUCGCAACUGCUGAUGGUGGACGCGAACUCGUGGUGGUCACUCGGUCUGACCCCGAUGCAGCGGCCAGAGAUGUACAUUAUUGGAGCUCAGCCUCUCUGCAGUCAGCUGUCUGGUCUCUCCCAGGGUCAGAGGAAGCUGUGCCAGCUGUACCAAGACCACAUGACCUAUAUUGGAGAUGGAGCCAAGACAGGCAUCAAGGAAUGUCAGUACCAGUUCAGACAGAGGAGGUGGAACUGCAGCACAGUGGACAACACUUCAGUGUUUGGGCGGGUCAUGCAGAUUGGCUCCAGGGAAACAGCCUUCACCUACGCCAUCAGCGCAGCCGGUGUGGUCAAUGCCGUCAGCCGUGCGUGCCGCGAGGGCGAGCUCUCCACCUGCGGCUGCAGCCGCGCCGCUCGCCCCAGAGACCUGCCGCGUGACUGGCUGUGGGGUGGCUGCGGUGAUAAUGUGCAUUACGGCUACAGGUUUGCUCGGGAGUUUGUCGACGCCAGGGAGAGGGAGAAGAAUUACCCCCGAGGGUCACCCGAGCAUGCCCGGAUGCUGAUGAACUUGCAUAAUAAUGAAGCAGGGAGACAGGCGGUUUACAACCUGGCUAAUGUGGCCUGUAAGUGUCAUGGAGUUUCGGGUUCCUGCAGUUUGAAGACCUGUUGGCUCCAGCUGGCCGACUUCAGACGUGUUGGAGAGUUCCUGAAAGAGAAAUACGACAGCGCAGCAGCCAUGCGGGUCGGACGCAAGGGAAAGCUGGAGCUUCUAGACAAGCGCUUCAACCCACCCACCACUCAGGACAUGGUCUACAUCGACCCCAGCCCGGAUUAUUGCCUCCGCAAUGAGACCACAGGAUCGCUGGGCACCCAGGGCCGACUCUGCAACAAAACCUCGGAGGGCAUGGACGGCUGCGAGCUGAUGUGCUGCGGCAGAGGUUACGACCAGUUUAAGACCUACAAGCACGAGCGCUGCCACUGCAAGUUCCACUGGUGCUGCUACGUCAAGUGCAAACGCUGCACGACGCUCGUGGAUCAGUUUGUGUGUAAAUAGCGCACUUCAGGAUUUGGAGGAGGCGGCGGUGACGACUAAGGGCGCCGGAGGUGACGGGACGGUGAUGUUUGGAGAGUUUUGUUCAGGAUUAGACGCACAAAAAUCAGAUUUCUGACAAAUGUCCUCAUCUCCCACCAUUUCACAUCAAGCCAAGCAAAAAGCAAAAAACAUAAAAAUAAAUAAAAACUGCAUAGCACCUGUGCAGCAUAUUUUUUGGAAGUAGAUAACACAUCAAUGGAUGGAAAGGUAGGGCAAAAGACACCUCGGAUUUUUAUUUCCCCCCACCCUCUGUCAUCGCUUUCUGCUGUCGUCUUUGGAGUCCUGAUCACAAUCAUAAAGGAAACAAGCAAAGCUGAUGGACAAUGAAUGAUACUGAGGAUGAUCUGUGAGAGGAGAUGUGACUGGUGUGAGAUGAAAAAAUAAAUAUAUAAUUAAAUAAUAAAUAAAUACACAACUCUUGAUUGCUAUUUAAAGAGACUCAAAUAAACCCAGGACACAGUUUGGACCCCACCCUUCAGAGAAAUCUAUUGAUGCUUUGGGAAAAGUGAUCACUUGUGUCACCAUGUAUGUUGUCUGACCUUUUAACCCUGCGAGAGAGAUUCUGAGAUUUAAGAGAUGUGUUAUCAUGCACGGCAGAAAUGCAGAAAAGUUCCGAUUGGUGGUGUAAAUAAGGUAGGAAAUUAAUCAAAAAGAUGAAUAAAUGAAAAGUAGGAAUACACAAAUGCGCGCACAAGCUGCAUCUGUUUCUGUUUCACAACACAGUGAGGUUCAGGGAAAAAAACUCUUCAAAAGACUAAAUGCACCACCUGUUUUGUACAAGUAGCAGCAGAGGGUGUAGCUGCUGCUGUUCCUUGUAUCAUCAAAGCAGUAAUCCUGCACCCGUGACCUGACAAGUGUGACUAUGCAGGUUAAUGAGGCUUGGUGGUUGAAGCCAUCCUGACACCACGGCUGUUUAAACAAGCAGCUCACAUCGGCCGUCCGGCUCCGUGACCUUCACGUGACAGCAAAGUGAGCAAAACCUCCAUUAGUGAGAUUAAUGUGCUGUACCUGCCUUAAUGAAGCCACACUGAGAGACACGUUCGCUGUGAGUGGACAUCUUCAUCUCGCGUUGUGGCGCAACUCGAUAAGAGCAGCAAACAGCCCCCGUGGUGUCGACUUAGCAGUCCUGUCGUAGCGUGAUUUUUUAGCCCGUUUCUAUUGGCUCAGUUGUGAUACAGAUGUUAGAUGCAGUUGGCACGAAGAGGACAGAGUGAGCAGGUGAGGAUGGAGCGCGCCGUGGAAACUCAUGAACGUGCAAAAACAGAGAGGACUGCAGGUUUAUUACUUUUAACAAAAAGAACAAAUAGUAGAUGAGAACAGAAAGUAUAUUUUAUUAUUGUUUUUGAUUCUCCUGUUUUCUAUGUUUUUAUACAUGAGCAUUACUGUGUAUUCUUUUGAUAAACUACUCUUUGAAAAAAAAUGAGGUUUUCUGUGUUUUACGUCUGCUGCAGUUCUUCCGGGAAAGUUUUUAUCCGGGCCAACAUUUUUCCCUGUCUUCCCCAUCAACAUAAUAAGCACAGACACGUCUUUGUCAUCGGGGUGGCUGUUUUCUCAGGUACAGGCAGAACUUUAUUAGGGACAACAAGACAUUUAAUCUCGACUUAAUCUGCACAUUUACAUUUAAAUGAACCUUAAAUUACUCUUUCUUGAUCAUAUCAGUGUUACAGUAGCCUAAAGACAUGAAUGUUCUCACGUCCAUUGUUUUUAUGUGGAUGUAUUGGUUUUUUUUCCCAAUAUAAAAAUAUAAAAUAUGAUGUAUAUUCAUAAAUGACCUUAAGGAUCUGAUUUAUUAGUAGCUUACACUUAUUAAUCAUUCAGUUUUCUUAACUUUCUCACUUCUCAUUGAGACCUUUGAUCCCAUCAGAUGGCCAAACAGCUUGUCCAGUCCUGGACUCUUCUUCUGCUCUUUUAUAUCUAAAUCAUCAAGGCUGGAUUCUCCCACAGCCUCUUUAUGGAACCAGCAGGAUGGCUUCAUCAUGUAUCUGCAACUGUAAAAUAUCCCAGCAGAAUUUGCCCAAAGCUGAAUGUCAAGUGCACAGUCACGGUUAAGCAGGUCUGUACGGCGACCUUACUAACAAUCCCAUUACUUUUAGCUGCUCACGAGUAAUUGGAUUAGACUACUGACCAGAGCACCAUGACCGACCUACAGCGCUGUCCCUCUGUAAUCCUCCUCACCUACUUUUGUAGGCAAUCUGCACUUGCUGGUUAGGUAGUAUGAUCAUUUCAGUGUGCACGUGUUGGUUGUGUAUCUACAAAUGCAUACCUAUCGGCCACAAUAUUAAAACAAGCUCCAUGGCAGAAUUGGCCUUCUUCAGCCAGACAAAACUACAAAACGAGGCAGCACCAAAGCUCUGCAGAUCCUAAUCACAUAAAAAAAUCAUUGGUGUGUAAUUAAACAAGGCAAAUCCUUAGGGGACCACAGGAAGCAGCAGGGCUGCUCUCAGUAUCUCAGCACUGGACACAAGGGGACAUCCGAACCCACCGUUUUAGGCAGGUGGUUUUAAUGUUGUGGCACAUCGGCAUAUGUGUGCAUUUAAUGGAGAUUAGGAGAGUGAAAGUGUAACCUGAUGGUCGGUCUAAUCCUUUUUACCUGACAGCCAUCUGCUGUUGUGAUGCCGCUAAGUUGAACUCUCUGAAACAAACAACCAACAGUGAGUAAUUCUUCCUUUCUUUGAUGAGGCCUUCUCAUCCCGUGAGAAUAUUACUGGUUAUGUUUACAAAAAUAGUUCAGAAGAGUAUGGAUGCCAAACUGUCUGACUUAAAGAUGACCAGAAAAUGUUUGCAAACCGGUCAGGAACACCAUUAAUGAGACCCGGCUCCAGGAAGACCUCUUGGCGUCUAACUGCCAGCUUGUUAGUUGUUUAGCCUAACCAGUUUAACGGCAUAUUUUCUUCCUUAUGCACUUGGACUACAUUACUGUGACAAUGACUCACACAAUUUAUCAUAACAUUUGUUUCCUUUCUCAGAGGUGUUCUGACAUUGAGCAAUGAGCUCAUUUCCUGUACAACCUGUCCUCCCCACAUGUUGGAGAAGGAGUUGGAAGCUCUGGUUGCUUGUCCCAUGUCCAGCAAAAAGCAACCUAAGAGGCUGAAAUCCUCCAUUAUGGGAGAAAAAAUAACAGCAAAUAGCUGUGAACUACAACAAAUCUGAUGUGUUUUACUAUGCAGAACAUGUUGUUCUUUGUACAAACCAUAGUGAGUCACGGUGAUAAAGUGUUAUAAUGUCAUUGGUAUUCAACUGCAUUUUAUUUUAGUUACUGUAUUUAGCAUCAACAAAAAGCUGCUUUUCAUCAUUUUACUGAGGCUGUACAUUAUGCCAGAAGCAAACUACACAUGGGGAUGUCACACGUGGUGUUUAUAGAUUAUCCAGCAGCUGUUGUGGUUAAAGAGAUCUAUAUGCAAACGCUCUGAUCUGGAUUAGCUGAACUGAAGGAGAGACACAACCCCACUUUUUCAGACACACACACAUGCGCACAGUAACUCAAAAGCCUGAUUCUGAGUCGGCUGCUCUGUUUGUGUCUUUUUCGGAGCUCAAAGACCAAGUUAACCAAAGAUGCUCAGACACUUAUCCAUAAGCUCAUUCAACCAUAUGCUUUCUGCAAGAUUUGGCCGCAGCAGAAUGGAUCACUGAGUCCCAAUGAACCAGAACAUCUAAUCUUCUGUAGAUGUGGAAAAACCAUGUAUGGUCAGUUCCCACAUCAAUACAGCAACAACUUCUUUCGUCCUUAUUGACGUUUAUCGCACGGUUUGUAAUUACACAAAAUGCUUAUUCAGGUUAAAAAAAAACACUGCACAAUGAGGAAAGAUGUAAGAAACCAACAUGUUUAUUAAUGAAGAGUGACGCCAAACAUAAAGCAACCAGGCGUCACGAGAAUAUACUAACAUCAAGUUAAGCCAGUCUUGUUAAUUAUUCAGGGCCUUUUCAAGUGUUAUGCCAAAACAGACUCAGUAUUCAGAUCUAGCAAACUACACCUAAGGAACAAAACAAUUAGCAAUGCAUAGUCUUCUUGUCUGGCUUGGCAACUUUGCUUAACUGAAAGCUACGUUAGUUAGUAAUUAAAACUUGCCCUGGCCUGUGAAGGAGAGAAUGAGAGGUGCGGUAACCUUAACAGGUUUGGUGGGUGUUACAUCAGGUGUUCUAUUCUUCUGUAAACCCUGCGAGGACACGUGCAAGUG